UGCUCAGUUGCGCAAGUGUCGUCGCACACAGUGCCCGGCAGCGCCAGAACACCCGUCCAGUGCACACGAUACGCACGCCAGUGCCCAACGUCGGGUCUGCGAUGCGUCAGUCGCACGCCAGUCACGCAGGUUGUGCCCAGUGGCCGCCAGCAUGCAUGAACGCCCUGUCCACGCCCAGUUCAUACCCAGCGGGGCCGACAGCUUCAUGCCACGCCCAGGCCAGGCAGCGCCCGUGCCCGCAGCCUUUGCAGGCUGGCUGGCCGAGCCAGCGGCCGACCGCCCGACCACAGCAGGCCAGCGGUCCAGCCAGACCGCAACUCGACCGGUUCAAACCA
Messenger RNA from Striga hermonthica, 335 nucleotides. Lineage: Eukaryota; Viridiplantae; Streptophyta; Magnoliopsida; Lamiales; Orobanchaceae. The record is from the annotation of a GenBank genome assembly.